Messenger RNA from Vicia faba (fava bean), 1026 nucleotides. Lineage: Eukaryota; Viridiplantae; Streptophyta; Magnoliopsida; Fabales; Fabaceae. The record is from the annotation of a GenBank genome assembly.
AUGGAGAAUCAAAACAAGGAUAACAAAGUCAACACCGACAAAUCCCGAAACAACAAUCUCCCAAAAGUAUUCCUUCACGGUCCUCUUCACGGUCCUCCCAACUUCUCCGUCACUAUCCUCCGUCCCAAUCCUUCUCACAAUUUCCAUAUCUUAAACCCUUCUUCAAUUCUCCCUCUCCAACAAUUCAUAGCCACAAAUCCUCACCAUGCCUCCUCCAUCGCCGCAAUCGUCACUAUCAAUCUCCACCCCGUAAAUGCCGAUGACAUCCGACUUCUUCCCUCUCUCCGUUUCAUCUGCACUCCCAGCGCCGGAACUAAUCAUAUUGACCUCUCCGAGUGCCGCCGGCGGGGAAUCCAAGUCGCCAACGCCGGGAAUAUUUUCUCGGCGGAUGUUGCUGAUAUGGCCGUGGCUUUGUUGAUUGACGUUAGCAGGAAAAUUUCUGCGGCUGAUCGCUGGUUGAGAAGACAACUUCACGCUACCUCUUGGGAUUUUCCACUUGGUUCUAAGUUGACAGGAAAAAAGAUUGGAAUUGUUGGUAUGGGAAGGAUUGGCUCAGAAGUUGCAAAGAGGCUUGAAGGAUUCAAUUGCAUGAUAUCAUACAAUUCUAAGAACAAAAAACCAUUAGUUUCAUACCCUUUCUAUUCAACUGUCUUAGAACUUGCUACCAACACCAAUGCACUUAUUCUUUGUUGUGAGCUAAACGACCAAACAAGAUACAUUGUGAACAAAGAAGUCAUGUUGGCAUUGGGAAAAGGUGGGAUUAUAGUGAAUGUUGGAAGAGGUGGUCUCAUUGAUGAAAAGGAAUUGUUAAGGUGUUUGACUGAAGGUGAGAUUGGAGGGGCUGGUUUGGAUGUGUUUGAGAAUGAGCCUCAUGUUCCUAAAGAGUUCUUUUCAUUGGAUAAUGUUGUUCUGUCGCCACAUGCAGCUGUCGUAACUUCAGGGUCUUUCAAUGGUAUUUGCCAACUUGUGGAACGAAAUUUGGAAGCUUUCUUUUCAAAUAAGCCUUUGAUUACUCCAGUUAUAUAG